Malaya genurostris is the source of this 1000-nucleotide messenger RNA. RefSeq lists its product as uncharacterized. Bases 123 to 641 code for a protein of 172 amino acids. Lineage: Eukaryota; Metazoa; Arthropoda; Insecta; Diptera; Culicidae. The transcript has 2 exons. The record is from RefSeq and is a predicted model, not a curated record.
GUGCCGUCAUCCGGGAGCUACCGCCAGUUUGAGUCUAGUGAUUUGUGGGUUCGGAUUAGCCUCUGUGGUUUGAAAAAUAGGUGGACAAUUUAGUGAAAAAUUAUACCAACUACGCUUUGGAAAUGAGUUCGAAUCAUGCUAAUCUAGUUUUAUUGUGCAUUGGAUUGUGCCUGGUAGUGGGAUUCUACAAUGUGCAAGGAGCAGUGAUUCGUGAAAAACGACAACUAAAUUCACUUUUGAAUCUUAGUGGAGAAUCGAACGCGCGAAUUGAAAAUGGUACCAUAAUCUGUGACACCCUGACCUGUCCGCCGGCAUCGUUCAAGUGUAUCAUCGUCAAAAACAACACCAAGAAUGACAUCAACACGAUUGAGGUGACCCGCGAGUGCCUUGACCCGGCUGGCAAGGCAACUGCCAAAACGGUGGACCGUGAGCCAAACAAAACCGGUGGACAAUUCGAAAGCUAUGCGGAAAUUGAUAAGAACGGAAACAUAGCUUCUUUCGAUAACCGAGGCAAUUCAUUCAAUCACUCCGGCAGUGGCGAUGUGCACUCUUACCUGUACCAACACAUCGAGGAUUUGCAUAAGGCAAUUUUGGAUCAGCUGCAGAAUGCCGGACCCGGUACGCCACUGCGGAUUCCGUGAGAAGUGCACAUUAAUUCAGUGAAACUCCGUUAGAUUAGAUUAAACAUAGAGCAUUUACAACGAGUACUUGAAGGUUAAGCCCGAUUCCGCAUUGGAAACCGCUUCCGAAUGCAUUUUCAAUACCCGUGUGAAAUGUUUACUUCGGAAGUUCUGUUUGAGCGACACGUGGGAAUAUUCUCACGGGCUUGACCAACAAUCAUGUAGUCGGAAAGUAUAUUAGAUCGGAACAUGCGUCACAACAAUUAUUUUGUCAAUCAAUUGACUGAAUUCAGUAACGGAUGUUCUUAUCACGCGAAUCGAUGUAAAAUAAGCUAAAUGUGAUAUGUAGAUGCAUAAAUUGGAGCUGAAUGUUAACAUUA